Messenger RNA from Striga asiatica, 1698 nucleotides. Lineage: Eukaryota; Viridiplantae; Streptophyta; Magnoliopsida; Lamiales; Orobanchaceae. The record is from the annotation of a GenBank genome assembly.
AUGGCAGACUACACAAUAGCUACAUCAUCUGUAGUAGAAAUGGAAGAAAGUAAGAACCAAGAGCCUGAAGAGAAAAACGACAGGCUCAUCGCCAUCAAUCAUCAGCUAAACGAAAUUCAGGACAAAAUCAUGAACUGGAAAAAGGAUGAAUCAUAUACUGAAGCUCACGAGUAUAUGAAAGCAGCCGAUCAAGCUCGGAAAUUGAUCCACACCUUGGAAAAUAUUCCAACAAACACAAACAACACCUUACAGGUUAAGGCCCACGAAGUUCUCGAGACGUUAAUGUCCCGGCUCGCGGACGAAUUCCGGCACCUACUGGUGCAUAACAGACAGCCUAUUGAGUUUUGCUCGAGCGAGGUUGAAAAUAUCGAGGCAGAGCCGGCCCCUGAAGACCCCGCCAUCGAGCUGAUGUGUCCGGACGUGAUCUCGAUCCUUAGAAGCAUCACCAAUUUCAUGUUUGAUUCGAACUACGGUCGGGAGUGCUCUCGGGUGUUUGUGGAUGUUCAGAGAGACGCGCUACACGAUUGCCUUCUCAGGCUCAGGGUGAAAAAGCUCACCUUAGAGGACGCGUUGAAGAUGGAGUGGAGCCCGCUCUACUCGAGAACCCGACAGUGGGUGCGGGCCGUGAAGCUCUUUGUGCGCGUCCACCUGGCGUUCGAGAGGCUGCUGGCCGACCAUGUCUUCGUGGACCUCGGGCCCACGGUGGGGCCCACAUGCUUCGCCGAGUCGUCCCGGGCUCCUUUCCUUUGCCUUCUGACCCUUGCCAGGGCCAUUGCCGUCGGGCUCCCCAAGCCGGAGGAUUUGACUCAGAUCCUUGACGCGCGUGAGGCCCUCGCGGGCCUUGCCCCUGACGUUGUGGCUCUGUACCUCGGUGGGCCCGGCCCGUGCAUCUGGGCCGAAUGUGUGGAUGUCAUCGGGCGGCUGGGCGGGUGUGCGCGGGCUGCCUUCCUUGAGUUCGAGAGCUACGUGGGGUCCGCCUCGGCCAUCCCGUUGCCGCCGGGGGGUGGGGUCCACUCCCUUACAAAGUACGUCAUGGACAACAUCGUGUCCCUGACGGACUACCGUGAGACCCUGGACGAAGUCCUUCGGGAUCUCGAGGGCCCGCCAGGGGAGGACGAGUCGCUGAUGGCCCGACACUUUAAGGCCUUGAUGUCGGGCCUGGAGCACAAAUUGGAAGAGAAAUCGGGCAAGUACCGGGACAAGGCCCUGCAGCACGUCUUCUUGAUAAACAACGUGCAUUAUAUGGCAGAGAAUGCAAAGAAUUCCAAGCUUAGGAUGGUACUCGGGGACGACUGGAUACAUGAGCACAAUAGACAGGUUCAACAGCACGUGAUGAAUUACAAGCGUGCCACCUGGAGCUCAAUUCUUGCUUUGCUGAGGCAUAAGGAGCUGACACUACUGCCCGCAAACUACCCUUUGCAGACUCCUAUCAAGGGGAAGCUGCAAGAGGUUUACCAUGCAUUUGAGGAGGUUUACAAGAGCCAGACGGGUUGGUCUGUCUGGGACAGUGAGUUUAGGGAAGAUCUUAGGAUCUCGACCUCUACUAUAGUGGUCCUGUAUUACCGGACUUUUGUCGGGUUGUUUGAGAAUAACAUUAGCAACGUUAAGGAUGUCAAGUAUACGAUCGAAGAUUGGGAGGAUUACAUUCGGGAACUUUUUGAGAGGUCCCCAGAAUUGUUACUCGGACACAAGAGGUGA